AUGCAAUACAAGAACAGCGGGUACCAGAACAGCUUCAUACAGGAAAAUGCAAUACAAGAACAGCGGGUACCAGAACAGCUUCAUAUAGGAACAUGCAAUACAAGAACAGCGGGUACCAGAACAGCUUCAUACAGGAACAUGCAAUACAACUGCGAACAUGGAACCUACGGCCAGGAUUGUGACUUGAAAUGCAGCGUCAAAUGUGAGAAUCAGACCUGUCACAGCAUCACAGGCAGGUGUUUGAGUUGUCCCCCUGGAUGGCGGGGAGACUACUGUGAGCAGGAAUGCGAAAAAGGAACCUACGGCCAGGAAUGUGCCUUCAGUUGCAGCGUCAAAUGUGAGAAUCAGACCUGUGACAGCAUCACAGGCCGGUGUUUAUGUUGUCCGCCUGGAUGGCGGGGAGACUGCUGUGAGCAGGACUGCGAACAUGGAACCUACGGCCAGGAAUGUGCCUUCAACUGCAGCGUCAAAUGUGAGAAUCAGACCUGUGACAGCAUCACAGGCCGGUGUUUGAGUUGUCCCCCUGGAUGGCGGGGAGACUACUGUGAGCAGGACUGCGAACAUGGAACCUACGGCAAGGAAUGUGCCUUCAACUGCAGCGUCAAAUGUGAGAAUCAGACCUGUGACAGCAUCACAGGCCGGUGUUUGAGAUGUCCCCCUGGAUGGCGGGGAGACUACUGUGAGCAGGAGUGUAUCGACACAAUUUUCGGGCCCAACUGCAAACAACAAUGCGACCCUGAUUGUGUGCCCGAGUCUACUGAGAUCAAACGCCUGUGUGACGCCAUCUGCGGAGAUAGUGUUUUAAGAAGCAAGAUUCUAGCUGACCCAAAUGCCGAGGAAAACAAGGAUGAUACAUAUAUACUGUAUUUACUGAUUGUGCUGCCCGCAUUACUUAUUGCAAUCCUGGUCAUCUUUAUAUUCAUACGCAGUAUUUAUAUCCCACAGUCUAUACCAACUGUGUAUGAUGGUGAAAAAGUUGAGAAAAAGUACACGGCUGGUACCUAUGACCAUGCAUGCAUCAACGUCACACCGUGGCCCGAGAAAAAGCCUGUCAAUUUGCUCAGCCUCUCAUUUCUGGCGAAUGAAUACAACUAUUGGUCAAUGAAAGAUCAAAACAUUGAUUGCUAUAGAGUGAAGACGGUGAAAACAGAAGUUUUUCUAGAUUAUACUAUUUGGACUUUGGAAAUCACAAAAGACGACAACCCACCACGUCGUGUGACCCACUUCCAGUACACGGCCUGGCCGGAAGACGGGUCUGACCCGUGUAUGUGGAGUUUGGUUGACUUUGAACACAAGGUCUUCAUAAACACACUAGAAACUAUCACACUGGUGCAUUCUGGGUAA
Molecule: messenger RNA, 1344 nt
Organism: Physella acuta
Lineage: Eukaryota; Metazoa; Mollusca; Gastropoda; Physidae
Product: multiple epidermal growth factor-like domains protein 6
Biological process (GO): protein dephosphorylation
Molecular function (GO): protein tyrosine phosphatase activity; scavenger receptor activity
Source: RefSeq, a predicted model, not a curated record